AUGACACAAGUUUUUGGAGCUGAAAUUUCUGGACCUGGAACGUUGUUUGUGCGAUCAGGAAAAUGUGAGUCAGAAGAAAAAGAAAUCUGGAAAUGUAUUGAUGAUUUUUAUGAAGACUUAUUAUCACCACCAUUAGAACAAGAAACACGCGGAUCAAUGUGGGGGUACUUGGUAGCACUUACUCGCAAUUACAUCAGUUCACUUUGCAGUACUUGCAUUCAUGGCUACAAACAAUGUUUACAUGAAGAGAUGACAACAAAACAGCUUAACCUCACGGCAAAAAAAUUUGCUACUAUAUGUUCGCAAUAUUACAAAGUCAACUGGUCCUCUAAGUGCGAUCCCAGAAAUUUAACAGUUUCGGUCUCAUUGCUACAUUCUACUGUAAACAUACCAAACGAUGAUGAUACAAUGUGCGAUAGAAAUUGGAAUAAUCUAAAACAAGGAAUAUCAGUGAUACUAAGCCCACAUUCUUCUGAUAAUUCAAAGGAAUGGUGUAAUGAAUGUACUACGUUAGUUAUGCAUUUUGAAAUCGUGUACCGAUGUUAUGAAAUGAUUCUAAGGAAAUACUGCAACAACUCGGAUUUUGAAAACAGUUCCAACAGUCUAUUGUUCAACAGAAACGAUUCAGCAAAAUCUUCGAAUGGUUUUCGAGUUAUGAAGAAUAGCUUCUUUGUAAUUAUCCUUCAUAUUUUAUAUUUACCUUGGGAUUCAUAA
Thelazia callipaeda (thelaziosis nematode) is the source of this 714-nucleotide messenger RNA. The record is from the annotation of a GenBank genome assembly. Lineage: Eukaryota; Metazoa; Nematoda; Chromadorea; Rhabditida; Thelaziidae.